This is a messenger RNA of Zea mays, 759 nucleotides long. Its product is annotated as plastocyanin, chloroplastic. Gene Ontology annotation, molecular function: copper ion binding. Lineage: Eukaryota; Viridiplantae; Streptophyta; Magnoliopsida; Poales; Poaceae. Gene Ontology annotation, cellular component: chloroplast thylakoid lumen. The coding region runs from base 134 to 601 and encodes 155 amino acids. The record is from RefSeq and is a predicted model, not a curated record. The transcript has a single exon.
GGCGCACACGGGAUAAGAUAAUCUUAUCUGAUGGCGCUCGUCGUGGCCACCCAUUCCAUCUUCUGCUGGGUAGCAGCUAGCAGUAUACAAGAGCUUGCUUGCUGUCCUAGUCCUACCUACUGACGAGCUCGCCAUGGCCUCCCUCUCCUCUGCCGCCGUCACCGCCCCUUCCUUCGCCGCACCAGCGCCAGCCCGCGCCGUGGUCAGAAGGAGGUCCUUCACCGUGCGCGCCUCUCUCCGCAAGGCCACCGGCACCGCCGCCGUGGCAAUGGCUGCCAGCGCCCUGCUUGCCGGCGGUGCCAUGGCCCAGGAGGUGCUGCUGGGCGCAGGCGACGGCGGGCUCGUCUUCGAGCCCAGCCAGUUCACCGUCAAGGCCGGCGACACCAUCACAUUCAAGAACAACGCCGGCUUCCCGCACAACGUCGUCUUCGACGAAGACGAGGUGCCGAGCGGCGUCGACGCCACCAAGAUCUCGCAGGAGGAGUACCUCAACGCGCCAGGCGAGACCUACUCCGUCACCCUCACCGUGCCGGGAACCUACGGCUUCUACUGCGAGCCGCAUCAAGGAGCCGGAAUGGUCGGCAAGAUCACCGUCAACUAAUUAAGCUAGCUAUCGAUCGAUAUCCAUUCAUGUAUUAGCUGUUGCUUCCUGCUUUGUACUCCGCCGAUCUGUCCAUCUCUACAUGUUUUCGUCUUCACACAACAACCUCUGCUACGACUACGUAUAUAUGCAUGCUACUAGCUGAUUGAUUUUAACGA